UGUGAACCCUAGUCUCUUGCGGGGAAAAUAUGCCGGAGAGCGAUGGGUUGCGACGACAUUUGCCAGCUCCGAAGCCUAUCCGACGAGAUUUGGCGCCGACCUACCCUGAGGCGUCGUCAUGCUCUGGCCGUAUCUAACCCAAGUAAGGCGAGGCUCUCCAUUCUUCAAACCUCAGCGACGACGCCUCAGCCCUGUUUCAUUCAUUUCUUAUUCGACAAAUCGCGCGUUCAUGGGUUGGUUUUUGCCUGAUACAUUGAUCGAUUUCUUCCAUAAGCGUGCCAGUCUUCCUUUUGUUGUAUCGUUGACUUCUUGAAUUUGCCGUCACUCCUUACGAUACAAUUACGAAGUACCCGAGAUCAUCGAAAGCUCCCGCUUCGCUCAUCUUUCAGCACAAUGAGGUUCCUACCCAGACUGGUGCACGUAUGUGCCGGUGCAAUGAUAAUGAUCGUGUUAUACUUCGCAUGGCUGCAACGUCCAGCCCGCCUCGAAGAAACCAUACAACAAGCAUGGCACAACACGAAUCACCGGAUAGUCGUCUUCGGAGACGAUUGGUCUGACACUGGAAACUAUCGAGUUUCUCCACCUCCUGAGCAGAUGGUUGCUAUCCGAGACCCUGACCGUGGUGAGAUGUGGACGGAAACACUGUGUACAGAGCUCAAAUGCGACUUUGUCGAUAACUUUGCGCGCUCCAUACCGUUGAACGCGGAUACGGAGGAUGUUGUCGGGUCGCUGGCUGACUCAGACAUCUACGCACAGUUGGUGAACGGGUCGAAUAUCGGCCACACUCUGACUUUGCUCGACGACUUUCAGACACAGGUACAAAGCUUUAUUGCAUUCGACAAGGAGAAGCAGCACAUCCCUGAACGCCUGCGUAAAAUUGAUGAAUGGACUGUCUUCACUGUCUUCUUUGGACUCUGGGAUUUGCUGGAGUACUCGAUGCUGGACAAAGAGUCUGCCAUGCGCGCCAUCGAUAUCAGUAUUGCAGAGAUCUUCAACAACCUCGACAGGCUUGCGAAGCACGUUGGUUCGCCAACGAAAAUCAUCAUCCCUAAGAUGGUGGAUAUCACUUUGUUGCCGUAUUUUCAGUCGGAGAAAGACACUGACAAGGAGCACUUUGCGGAGAACCAACAUCAAUCGGUGUUUCUCUGGUCGUACUGGAACACUGUACUGUCUCGAACUGCGGCUCAGUGGCAGCAUGGCCCCAUCUUCAUGCCAGACCCAAACGCCAUGGUCUCGCAACAAGUCAGAGACCAACAACUGUACAUCAGACAGAUUUCAGAUGCAAAGGGUACUGGCAGACAGGCGCCUCUGUUCGAAGAGGUCGAACGGCCCUGUCUAUCACUGAAGCCGGAGAACAAUGCAACCGAUCUGCAGGCAGCCGCGGUGGAAAAGUGCGCGGAUCCCCAUCGCCACCUAUUCUGGAACGAUAUCCAUCUUAGUGGUCCUGCUCAUCAGUUAAUCGGCAAACAAGCUGCAAAACUCCUGCGCAAUAACCAAACUAUCAACGACGCGAAGCAACAAGGCGCUCAGUCCUUCCGGCUAAAAUACGUCAAGUCCAACAUGCAGAUCGACGACAGCAUUUCGCAGUCUCCUAUGGAUGACACCAAGUCUGCUCGCAAUCUGCGAAAGGGCAGUGGAGUUCAGGUGCCUUGGUCUGCGGGCAAGGAAGAGGAGCCUGCUUCGCCGCCCGCUGUGUCGUCCCCUCGAGCCACCAGAAAGAGACUUGUACCGCUUGAGGAGGUCAAGGCGGAAGACUUCGUCGACAAUGGCAGCAUGGAAGAUAGGUGUCCUCCCAGCGCUACUUCAACCGGUUCUGGGGAAUUGUGUGGUUCUGUCUGUCUCUGUCAGCCUGAACCCAAGAUUCCUCGACCGAGGAAUGCUUUCAUCCUUUAUCGGCAACACGAACAACAGCACAUCAUCGCUAGCAACCCUGGACUCAACAACCCCGAUAUUUCCAAGAUCAUUGGCGAGAAAUGGAACAGGGAAAGUGACGAGACGAAGAAGAUGUGGCAGGAUCUUGCACAAGAAGAAAAGGUUCGACACCAGGAACUGUACCCGGAUUACCGGUACCAACCUCGUCGCGCCGGCAAACCCGGAUCAUCCCCUCUGAAUCCGUCAGGUCAACACACGACCGCCGAUAAGUACCGCUGCCACAGAUGUGGAGGUCGCAGCAUCAAGACUCCCACCAGCCCCUUCUUCGAUCCCGCCCGCACUCCAAUGUUGCCGCCUCCUACCUGCUACGAGAGCAUCACAUCAACAACACGCUACCUACCUGUGAUAAGUAAUCUGAGCCUGCAGUCACCCCGUGGCCGCGGCCCAGGCCCAUCAGGUCUCAGCAACAUCCAGGUAUCGUCAGCAAUACGUGACGAUGGAGCAAUGUACAGCCCCCUUACACCAGGCCUCAAGAGACGUCGAUUCGAGCGUGGCCCACCUAGUAGUGGGCAGAGAUUCGACUAUCCCCAGAGUUCUCCACGCCGGGAAUCUCUUCCUCCCAUCCACGUCCGCCGUUCUCCAGGUAGCACCAUCAUGCCUCCUCCCGGCACGCCUCGCGACGUGCGCCGCCCAUCGGUCAUGGAUCUGAACCUCGACCAGCACGGCCAGCCCAGGAGUGUAGAAGAAACCGUGCUCAGCAUCUCACAUCAGAGCAUGAUCAAGCUACUCGGUCGCAUCACACCUCCGUACAAAGACACCACUCCCGCACCUCCAGUCCGCGGAGCCAUCAUCGCCAUCGAAGGCGACGACCUCCCCGCCGUGAAGGAGCUCACAAGCUGGCUCGCCUCAUUCCUCGCCCAGCACGAAGAAUACCACGCCAAAGUCGCCGAGCCGCCUGCUAGCCCGACGGCAGAAAAUGUCGCGUUUGAGGACUACCUCGAUCUGAUCCGGACGUGGCAUGGGAAGAGUAGGGAGAUGAUAAGGUACAUCACCACGCCUGUUCCUGUCUUGUCUGCUGCGGAGGAGUCGCGCACAGCUUCUGCUUCACCGCCAACUACGCGCAAAGACUCGGCAACGCCUUCCAACGCGCUUAAACCUAUCCUCCUCCUCCCAACCUUCCAGCUCCACGCCUCCGUUGCUUACGCUUCCCGCAUCCCUGUCCAAGAUGCGUACAGCUCGACAGACCACUGGCAGUGGAUGGCGACGCUGUGGCGCGGCACCGUGGGCCCGGAUCUGACUAUUUUCGUUCGGACGGGGGAUGCAAGGGAGGCGUUGGCGGGCAGUAAGGCGGUUGAGCUGGAUGAGGGUGUGCGGUGCUUGACGGUGGUGCGGGAACGGGAGGGGGGGUUUGGUGAGAGUGCGUUGCGUAGGGUGGGGUUUGAGGUUGGGGAGUUUGUGAGGGUGGUGUGUGGGUGAGGGGAUGUUUCUUUUUUUAGGUGGGGAGAUGUAUGUGUGUUUCUGUUCAGGAUGGCGAGAGAGAGUUUAUGAAGGGGGUUUGGUUGGAUAGGUUUGGUGUUGUUUUGUGGGGUAUAUAUGUAUAUCACGGGGCGCUGUGUGAAUGGAGUGUUGUAUAUCUG
Dothidotthia symphoricarpi CBS 119687 is the source of this 3509-nucleotide messenger RNA. RefSeq lists its product as uncharacterized. The coding region runs from base 394 to 3348 and encodes 984 amino acids. The record is from RefSeq and is a predicted model, not a curated record. Gene Ontology annotation, biological process: negative regulation of transcription by RNA polymerase II; cell differentiation; anatomical structure morphogenesis. The transcript is spliced from 6 exons. Gene Ontology annotation, molecular function: RNA polymerase II cis-regulatory region sequence-specific DNA binding; DNA-binding transcription factor activity, RNA polymerase II-specific. NCBI's taxonomy places the organism in Eukaryota, Fungi, Ascomycota, Dothideomycetes, Pleosporales, Dothidotthiaceae.